Molecule: messenger RNA, 156 nt
Organism: Plasmopara halstedii
Lineage: Eukaryota; Oomycota; Peronosporomycetes; Peronosporales; Peronosporaceae
Exons: 2
Coding region: 1-156 (51 amino acids)
Source: RefSeq, a predicted model, not a curated record
AUGAACAGGCUGCUGUUUUCUAGGCGUAUCUCUUGUUGGAAUUUUGAUAACACCUGUAAGCUGGGAAUAUCGGAAGAGCUCUGGUGGAAUGUAACGAGUGGUUUAUUGUUGCAUCCUCCUAAGCAAGAGUUUUCGAAAAUUGGUGACUGGGAAUGA